Lathyrus oleraceus (garden pea) is the source of this 2626-nucleotide messenger RNA. RefSeq lists its product as uncharacterized. Gene Ontology annotation, cellular component: nucleolus; nucleus; 90S preribosome. NCBI's taxonomy places the organism in Eukaryota, Viridiplantae, Streptophyta, Magnoliopsida, Fabales, Fabaceae. Gene Ontology annotation, biological process: maturation of SSU-rRNA from tricistronic rRNA transcript (SSU-rRNA, 5.8S rRNA, LSU-rRNA). The record is from RefSeq and is a predicted model, not a curated record. The transcript has 16 exons. The coding region runs from base 140 to 2230 and encodes 696 amino acids. Gene Ontology annotation, molecular function: protein binding.
UGGUAACCCAGACGAACAAAGUUUAACCAACCGGCCCUAAUAAUUAUCAGACAGAAAUCAUUCAUCUCUCACUCACACCUACGCCCUUAAAAACCGAACGCCGCCACUCACCGCCGUUGAAUCUUCUCCGGCAGCAGCCAUGGCGACUCGCGAUGGCGGUAUCAAGUCGUCAUCUAUUAACGGUGUUAAAAUGUAUACAAUCGCUUCGCAGCAACCCUCACUUGCUUCAUGGGUUCCAACCAAGAAGCAGCAAUCUCACCGCCCUGUCAAAAGUUAUACUCAAAAUGUGCAACUUAUUGAAGACUUGAGGUUCACUACUGCAACAACAAAGAUUAAAGCAACUCCUGAUGGCGAGUUUAUCAUAGCUUCAGGUAUAUAUCCGCCGCAAGUAAAAGUGUAUGAGGUCAGGGAGUUGGGACUAAAGUUUGAAAGACAUUUGGAUUCAGAGAUCAUUGAUUUUCAGGUUUUAUCUGAUGACUAUUCAAAACUUGCAUUUUUAUGUGCUGACCGCUCUGUUAAUCUACAUGCAAAAUAUGGAAAGCACUACAGUUUGCGAAUACCAAGGAUGGGAAGGGAUAUUACUUAUGACGAUUGGUCUUGUGACUUGCUUUGUGCCGCCUCUUCCCCGGAUCUGUACAGAAUUAACUUAGAGCAGGGGCGAUUUCUCUCCUCCCUUAACACUCAAUCCCCCGCAUUGAAUGUAGUUUGUCGAAGCAAGCUUCAUGGGUUAGUUGCCUGUGGUGGUGAAGAUGGUGCCGUGGAAUGCUUUGACACACGUGUGAGAUCUUCUGUUGGCAGAAUUGAUGCUGUUGGACCUAGUGGUGAUGUUGACCAGGAGGUCACAGCUUUAGAGUUUGAUGGUGAUGGGGGCUUCUUAAUGGCUGUUGGAAGUAGUGCAGGAAAGGUUCUCAUCUACGACUUGCGCUCAUCACUUCCUGUACGAAUACAGGAUCAUAUGUAUGGCAGCCCCAUAUUGGACAUUAAGUGGCAUCGGACUCUUAACUUCGAACGACCAAUGUUGAUUACUAGUGAUAAUCAUGUUGUUAGGAUAUGGGAUCCUGACACGGGAGAAGGCUUAACCAGCAUUGAACCGACAACAGGAGCAAUAAAUGACGUGUGUACAUUUCCUGGUAGUGGUUUGAUCCUGUUGGCCUUGGACUCUAGCCAAAUACCAUCUUACUUCAUACCAUCCCUGGGACCUGCUCCCAAGUGGUGUUCUUCUCUAGAAAAUUUCACAGAGGAGCUAGAAAUGAGUGGACAAACAACUAUUUAUGAUAAUUACCAAUUUUUAACCAAGGAGGAGCUUGACAGGUUAAAUUUGACACAUCUGAUUGGCACCAAUGUACUUAGAGCUUGCAUGCACGGCUUCUUUAUUAAUUAUGCAUUAUACAAAAAGGCAAAAACUUUGGCGGAUCCUUUUGAAUUCGAAGCUUAUUAUGAACAGCACAAGCGAGACAAAUUAGAAGCUGAACGGGCCUCAAGAAUUACGAUCAAGAGAAAAUUACCCAAAGUUAAUCGGACCCUUGCAGCUCGCCUCUUUGAAACUGAAGAUACUGAAAAUGAGAAGAGAGAUGAUGUCGAGGAGAAUGAAACUAAAAAAUCAUCCAAGAAAAAGAAAGGGAUCAGCAUGCAAGAUCUUGAAGAUGACAGAUUUAAAGAUCUAUUUACAAAUGAGGAAUUUGAGAUUAAUGAGAACUCUGAAGAAUAUCUGGCUUUGCAUCCCAUGGGUGCUAAAAAGCAAACAUCCUUGUUAACAGAGCAUUUUGAACCUGUGUCUGAUGACGAUCGAAGUCUAGGUGAGGAUGAUGCAUCAUCUGAAGAUGAACCUGCAAAUAAAACAAAUGAGAAAACUCGAGUUCCAAGGAUGUAUGAAAUUAAGAAUGAGCAGCAUGCAGAGGCAUUCUGGAGCCAAAAAUCACUUGCAGCUGAGGAAUCACUUCCUAUGGGAGAUAGAGUGGCAGCUCUCAAAGAUGACAGAAGAACCUCUAACAUUCCACGCGGUGUUAAGCAGGGUCCUGGAGGAUCACGGGAAAUAACCUUCACUUCAAGAAACAAAGCAUCCUACAACGAAGAUGACGGAGUUAAAGUGGAACCCCGGAAAAAGAGGGGAGUUCAAUCAUUGGGGCUGAAGCCCCAGGGAUCAGGGUUUAACGGCCGUGGUCGUGGUCGCGGUGGUGGUCGUGGACGUGGUAGAGGGGGCCGUGGGCAUGGCAGAGGAGGACGUCGGUAGUAGCCUUAACACAAAUGUAAAUGGCAUUUGAUUUCCUAGAGAUCUUGCUUGAUCUUUAAGGUGGCGUCAAUGGUUGAAGACCAGCUUUGUUGCAUAGUUGCACAACCUUUAAUGAUCAUUUAUACCUAUCAUCCUACGUCCUAAUAGUCUACUUAUUUACAUUUUUGUUCUUUGUUCUUUAUUUAGAAUUCUCUAUCAAGAUAAAUUUUUGUAAAGCUCACCUGACUUCUUACCUUAUUAAGGGGAAAGAAGAGGAGGCUUGAGUUGUCAAUUUUGUAAUCUCAAUUGUGUUUUAUGUGUUCGUGCCCACACCGGAUGAAUUGCUACCUACUUGUACUGAAUAUUAGUUUAGAUUGAGAAAGAAAUGCCAAUAGAAGGUGGUUGAUGAUUUCCCAA